Nothoprocta perdicaria is the source of this 1527-nucleotide messenger RNA. RefSeq names its product STE20-related kinase adaptor alpha (gene STRADA). Gene Ontology annotation, molecular function: ATP binding; protein kinase activity; protein serine/threonine kinase activator activity. The transcript has 12 exons. Gene Ontology annotation, biological process: protein phosphorylation. Lineage: Eukaryota; Metazoa; Chordata; Aves; Tinamiformes; Tinamidae. The record is from RefSeq and is a predicted model, not a curated record. The coding region runs from base 47 to 1318 and encodes 423 amino acids.
CGAGGCGCCGGCCGCGGGCCCGCGCCGUGCCACCGAGCCGGCGCCCAUGUCUUUCCUCCGGUGGGUGUCUGAAAAGUUCAUUGUUGAGGGCUUAAGAGAAUUUGAACUGUUUGGAGAGCAGCCUCCGGGUGACUCUCGGAGAAAAACAAAUGAGGCGAGCACCGAGUCGAUAGCCCCUUCCCUUAAAAGGGACACCAUGAGCAACUUUCUACCAGACAGCAGCUGCUAUGAGUUACUCACUAUCAUAGGCAGAGGCUUUGAAGACUUGAUGAUUGUGAAUCUGGCGAGAUAUAAACCCACGGGGGAAUAUGUCACAGUCAGAAGAGUUAACCUGGAAGCCUGUACCAAUGAAAUGGUCACGUUCUUGCAGGGAGAGCUUCAUGUUUCCAAACUCUUCAACCACCCUAAUAUUGUGCCAUACAAAGCAACUUUCAUAGCUGACAACGAGCUAUGGGUAGUGACAUCUUUCAUGGCCUAUGGUUCUGCAAAAGACUUAAUCUGUACCCACUUUAUGGAUGGGAUGAAUGAACUGGCCAUUGCGUAUAUCCUUCAAGGCGUGUUGAAAGCACUUGACUACAUUCACCAUAUGGGCUAUGUACAUAGGAGUGUGAAAGCCAGCCAUAUCCUGAUCUCUGUGGAUGGGAAGGUGUACCUCUCUGGACUGCGAAGCAAUCUAAGUAUGAUCAACCAUGGCCAGCGGCUCAAAGUUGUUCAUGACUUUCCCAAAUACAGCAUCAAAGUCCUACCUUGGCUGAGUCCUGAAGUCUUGCAGCAGAAUCUCCAGGGUUAUGAUGCAAAAUCUGACAUUUACAGCGUAGGGAUAACAGCCUGUGAACUGGCAAAUGGACACGUACCGUUUAAAGACAUGCCUUCGACUCAGAUGCUUUUGGAAAAGCUGAAUGGAACUGUUCCAUGCCUGCUUGAUACCACAACAAUUCCUGCUGAUGAGCUGACUAUGAAAACCUCCCGAUCAAGUGCUAACUACGGGAUGGGUGAGACCACGGCAAUUAGCAAUGUGAGAGCAGCCAACGGAGAGUCAACGCUGCAUCCUUACCUUCGGACCUUCUCGACUUACUUCCAUAACUUUGUAGAGCAGUGUCUGCAGAGGAAUCCAGAUUUCAGGCCAAGUGCAGGCGCUCUGCUUAAUCAUCCCUUUUUCAAGCAGAUCAAGCGUCGGGCUUCUGAAGCACUCCCUGAACUUCUGCGCCCUGUCACGCCCAUCACUAACUUUGAAGGAACGCGGCCCCAGGAUCCAAGUGGCAUUUUUGGGUUGGUAUCAAACCUGGAGCAGCUGGAUGUGGAUGACUGGGAAUUCUAGAAAGAAAAAUGUGGAAUAUACCUGCUUCUGGAUGAGCUUUUUGGACAUUGUAAUUUAUUGGUCCCAAUCAAACAAGAUGAUGAAUGUUACAUAUAGAAGAGUUUACAAGUCCUUGGGAAGAAACUUCAACUGUCUGUUUACUUGGGAAGUAGCCUGGAAACAAUUGGAACAGACCCAAGCUGGAAACAGCUCAACUCCAAGGAAUUCCA